AUGUUCCUUCUCCCAAGUUUGGUCUUAGGAGGACCCCAGGGAUGCCCCAGAUCAGGGGCCAGAGGGGAUGCUUAUCAAACCUUUCCCCAGAGUAACUGGAAAAUUCUCCAUCCAGAGGCCUUGGUGGUGGUAGUGGUGGUGGUGGUGGUGGUGGUGGUGAGUGUCAGUGUUUAUAUCAGGCAGACAGGACCUCAAGGAGUCAGAUUAUCUGUCUGUCUCCUUUCCCUCAGCCAUGCUGGCCUUGAGCUUAGGGAUGUGCUUGCAAACCCUUCUCAAGGGUCCUCACAACCCCAAAAUCUCCAAUCCGGCCUUACCAGGGCCUUGUCUUCCGGCUCCCUUCUCUUGUCCUCAGCCUCAUUUCUUAAAAGACUAGGAUUUUUUUUUUAA
Messenger RNA from Pipistrellus nathusii (Nathusius's pipistrelle), 387 nucleotides. The record is from the annotation of a GenBank genome assembly. NCBI's taxonomy places the organism in Eukaryota, Metazoa, Chordata, Mammalia, Chiroptera, Vespertilionidae.